CGGGCAAACAUUCCGCCGCCGCCGAUGGCCGACAGCCGCAGGUCCAGCCGGGCCGGCCGGACCCAGUCCACCACCUCCACCUCCUUCCGCAACCAGCCCGUCCGGCCUUCCGCCGCAGACCAGAGGAAAGGCUCUAAUGCCUCUAGCUCCAGAAGGCCGAGCAUCAACCCAAGCAGACUGGGACGGUUUAGCCGAAGAAGCAUAGCCGGAAUUUCCGACGGACGAACGGCAGAUAAAGGAUCCCUUGUAGGCAACAAGCAGAUCAUACAGAUUUUUGAUGAGCAAGGAAGAGAUGUAACCCCGCGACCUCUUUACCACCCAGAUGGGACCACCCAGCUUAAGCACAGCAAAUUCUUAGGACCACAAGAUAUAUCUAUUAUGUCUGACUUAUCUUCCCUCUCUUAUUAUCAAACUACAAUAACAACUGUCAGUUUUCCUUUCUCAAGGUCAGCAUUUGGAAGCAGCUACUUUUCCAAAUCGAGCUUAUCUACAACCGAGUCCCUGGCAGAAGACAUAGAAGAACCCCUUUUUAAACGAGACACACUGUUCAGUUAUUCUGAUGUACAGGUUAAACAAGAAGUGGUUCAGGAGCAGCUGACCAAAGAAGACUUAGAUAAAAAAGUGGAGAUAUUGCUCAAAGAGACCAAAACUCUGGUGCUCCUCAACUUACCACCUGUCAUGAUAUCCAUAGAAUCCGAAGAAGCGGAGGCAGUGAAGAAUCGGAACAAGGUGUAUGAAGAAUUGUGCAAAAAUAAGCCUGGGAACGAUCGAUAUGUUGAAAGGAUGAUGCAGACUUUUAACAGAGCAUCAAAAAACAAGGAAGUCCAGUGUGACCAAAUCCAAGUGGACGAUGAAGGCAUCAUGGUGACUACCUGGGAUUUGUAUGAUUCUUACAACACGUUGGACCUCGCAAGUUCAGCAUCCAAAACACUGACAACACCUAGAUCUAGGAUGAAAAUUGAGCCUAGCAAAGACCUGGACCAAAAGCCAUCUGGGGUCUCCACAGAGGAAGCUAGUAAAACUAAUUCUAUAAUGGAUGUAGAAAGUUUAGUUUUUACUAAAAUGCAAGAGGAGGAAGAAGAUCUUUCAGAAGCAAUAUUCAAAUCAGAAACAUUUCAGCAGGAUUUAUUUUUUAUGGAGCGAAUUCUGAUGGAAAAUGUAUUUCAGCCCAAACUUGCAGCUUAUCGGAAGCUUCAAGUCCUGAAAGAACCCAAGAUUAAACCGGAAGAUAGCAAAAAAGUGCCAGAAGAAGGCACCAUCGAUGAACACAUGGAAGAGGAGGGAAUCCAGAGUGAGAAAGUGAGCCCUCAAGCCUCCGAAGUCGUUCCACCCACUUUGGAGCGGCUCUGGUCCUUCUCGUGCGAACUGACCAAAGGGCACAACGUGAGCAGUCUUGCCUGGAACAAGGCAAACUCGGACCUGCUGGCUGUUGGCUACGGGCAGUUUGGCUUUAAAGAACAGAAAAGAGGGCUGGCUUGUUGCUGGUCACUGAAAAAUCCAAUGUGGCCAGAACGUGUUUAUCACAGUCUUCACGGUGUGACCUGCGUGGAUUUCUCUUUAUCCACUCCAAACCUUUUAGCAGUGGGCUUUUACAAUGGCACAGUGGCAAUCUACAACGUUUGCACCAAUAGCUCUAUCCCAGUUCUCGAUAGCAGAGAAUCAGGCCAUAAACACAUAGGCCCCAUAUGGCAGCUAAAGUGGAUAGAACAAGACAGAGGAACGACGGGCGACGACAAAGGGGAGAUACUAGUCACUAUAUCAGCAGACGGCAGGAUCACAAAGUGGAUUAUCCGCAAAGGAUUGGACUCUCACGAUUUGAUGAGACUGAAGCGGACGGCCCCUGCCAGGAUAAAGAAAUCAGUGGGUGAAAAAGAGAAGAAAGGCGAAGCACUGAUAUCUCGGCAGGCACCCGGAAUGUGUUUCGAUUUCCAUCCCAAGGAUACAAAUCUCUAUUUGGCUGGCACAGAAGAAGGAUAUAUUCACAUGUGUUCCUGCUCAUAUAAUGAACAAUUCCUAGAUACCUACAGAGGACAUAAGGGCCCCGUGUAUAAGAUAGCCUGGAACCCCUUCUGCCACGACAUCUUCUUAAGCUGUUCUGCAGACUGGGGUAUCAGCUUAUGGCGGCAGGAUACCCUGAAGCCCUUUUUGACUUUCUACUCGACCACUCAAGUUGUUAACGACAUCGCCUGGUCUCCAAAGUCACCCUACGUAUUUGCGGCAGUGAAUGAGAGCAGAGUGGAAAUCUGGGACCUUCACACCAGCAUUUUGGACCCUCUGAUCGUGAACGUGGCUAACCCGGGAAUUAAAUUUACAACCAUCCUCUUCGCUCAAAACACAGAUUGUGUCCUCAUUGGGGACAGUGAUGGGCAAGUCAUAGUGUUCGAGAUACAGAAUAUGAUUAUUUCGGAUGUGACUCAGGAGGAUGCGAUACACGCUUUAUUUGGAAGUGCACCACCCAGCCAGAAGUAAUUUUUUGACCCUCACGCUUGUGUUUAAACAAAGAAGAUGGCGGGAUGCCAUAUAACCGAUCAAGGCCGUAAAAGAGAUUCAGUUUGACUUUUGGAAGAGGCGACGUAUUACAAAUAAAACAAUUUCCACAUUAAAA
Messenger RNA from Ornithorhynchus anatinus (platypus), 2605 nucleotides. RefSeq names its product dynein axonemal intermediate chain 4 (gene DNAI4). Gene Ontology annotation, biological process: cilium movement. NCBI's taxonomy places the organism in Eukaryota, Metazoa, Chordata, Mammalia, Monotremata, Ornithorhynchidae. Gene Ontology annotation, molecular function: dynein light chain binding; dynein heavy chain binding. Bases 25 to 2469 code for a protein of 814 amino acids. The transcript is spliced from 17 exons. Gene Ontology annotation, cellular component: axonemal dynein complex. The record is from RefSeq and is a predicted model, not a curated record.